AUGAAUGUCCUGCACUACAUAGUUGAGUACGGGUCCGAGAGUCUGUUGGCCGACGUCGUGAAGCUUGUCAAGGAGAAUAGACUAGAGGGCAUCGAGACGCUCCUAGUGACAGGAUCCGAGAAGAAGACAUCGCCAAUGGGCCUCAUUGUUGAAAAGAAGCAACUGGACAUGCUCCGGCAGUUGCUGUCAUCCCUCCCAGAGCUCAUGAUCGAGGAAGCCAUCAUCCAGCAAGCCAUCGAUGCCAGAAGGGACGAGUUUCUGCUCUUGUUCGCGCAGCUGCGGCCGCAGUGUGCCACGGUUCCAUUACUCAAGUCCGCUAUAGCCGACGCCAACAUCACGAUCCUGGAGGAGAUCCUGAGCCAUCGGAGCUCGUUUUUCUUUGGGCAUGGACUGCUGUCCCACGCCGUUGCAAGUGGCCAGGUAGAGGUGGUACGCACGCUGAUGAAGAAAUGUCCACAGCUCGCCAUAGAGUAUGACGGGGAGGACAAGCCGGCCCUCUCUCAUCUAGAGGAGAUAGCAGACUGUAACAGGCGAGAUGAGGUAAGGUCGGCGGUGAGCCCAUAUGUCAUUCGAAGGACAAGGUCGGAGCUGGAAGCGUCGUCCAAAGGAAGCGGCACAACGUCUGUGAUUGAGAUGAUUCGGAUGUGGUUGGCCGAACCAAAGGAUAGAAGAAAAGAGAUCAGCCUGGAUCUAGGCGGCUUCCAACAUUCCUCUCGGUCAAUUGAUCCUUUCCUCCGGAUGAUCAGAGCGUCAUCAACCAACAUUACCACGAAAGCCGCAGAGCUGAAGGUUGAGUUCGAGUCGACACUGCGAUACGUUGACAUUCCAAUACCAGAUUUCCCAGAGGCCCAGGCCGGUGGCAUGAAAAACACAGAACGUUCCGAGGCAAAGGUGAUUAUGGAAUGGCUGCGCACCAAGAAAGAAGUGACGGGCAUCUACGAGCUUCGAGUUCGGGACUCGCUCUUCUUUCCGCACAGCGAGGAAGCUAUCGCCCAGUGUCUCCACGGCUUUGAUGUUGAAAUGCUAGAUUGGAUGCGGGUGGACAUGUCAGCCAAGCCUUUGCUCAAGACUUGUCGUAACCUGAAGAAGUUGAUGCUGUAUGCUGGCAACUGGGCCACUCUGAGUUACUGGACUUCGGAAGAGGCUAUAGACGCGCUCUCGGGGUUUCCAGAGCUGAAAGAAGUGACGAUAUUCAUUCUUCCGGACCUGAUUGGCCCUGCCUAUGGUGCAACCUAUGAAUCAGAGACAAGAGAACGCCUCAACGCUGUGAAAAAGUCCAAGCCCUUCGAUUUUUCUGUAAAGCUUUCUCUGCGGUCAUGGUUCUCCUUGCGACGACGAAAAGAAGAAGCGCCUGUAUUAAAGAAGACCACCGCUGUGGAGCUUACCCAACUGGAGAGUUUCAUCCGGGCCUAUAGUAAGCUCCAGGAGGAACUAAAGGACGAGGACUUUGUUGAGGAAGUAAACCCGAUCUUGAAAGAGGAGCCCUAUAUCAGAGUGGCCGUCAUUGACACUGGCGUGGAUCCCAACUGUAUACAAUGCAGCCAGAUCAGCGGAGCGUCAUUCGUGUCCUCGGACAGCGGCGAGAGUCCUUGGUGGUUCUCCUAUCACCCACAUGGCACGCAGAUGGCAAAGGUGAUUUCAGAGCUCAACCCUCAUUGCAAGCUGCUAGUGGCCAAGGUUGGAGACUCGAACAUGGACAUGACGGUUGAGAGACUGAUCCGGGCUUUGAGAUGGGCAGUCGACUCGAAAGCAGACAUAAUCUCCCUCAGCUCAGCCGUGUUCAAGGCAGACACGAAUCUCGAGAUGGCAGUUCAAGAAACCAUCGCAGCCGGGGUCGUCAUCAUUGCAAGCACCGCGGGAGAAGCGUACAAGCAGCAAGAAGCUUACCCGGCCAACUACCCCAACGUACUCAAGAUCGCGGCAACCGACUCGAGAGGAAAAGCGACGGCUGAGAGCCUCGCAUCGCAAGCCCACUACAUGUUCCCGGGGGACCGGAUCUUGGCCCCGACAGCCUUUCUGGGGACAACUAACAAAGCGGACGAAAUAUCGGGAACUUCCGUGGCAACGGCGAUAGCUUCGGGGGUGGCUUCUCUGGUCUUGGCAUGCCAUCGGCUGUGCCUUAGCAACCAGGACCAGCAGGAGCCGUGGGAUAAGCAUUCGAAGCUAAAGCGGACGAUUGUGAAACGGGUCUUCGACACCAUGGUGGACAAUGAGGGCAAGUUUGUCAAGCCCUGGCUGUUCUUUAAUGAGGCGGAUCAGCAUAACUGGGGGGAGCCUUCAAGGACGUUGGAAUGGUUGGGGAACAAGAAAUUUUGA
Fusarium falciforme is the source of this 2316-nucleotide messenger RNA. RefSeq lists its product as hypothetical. NCBI's taxonomy places the organism in Eukaryota, Fungi, Ascomycota, Sordariomycetes, Hypocreales, Nectriaceae. Gene Ontology annotation, biological process: proteolysis. The transcript is spliced from 7 exons. The record is from RefSeq and is a predicted model, not a curated record. Gene Ontology annotation, molecular function: serine-type endopeptidase activity. Bases 1 to 2316 code for a protein of 771 amino acids.